UGCGGGCACGGGGCCGACAUUCAGAGAGUGACGAUUUGCGGCGGCCUCGCAGCUGUCUCGCCGCUGGCCUGGUGACUGGGGCAGGAGGCUGGGAGCAGUCGGGGGGCUGUGGGCUGUGGGCUGCCCGAAGCGGAUCGGAUCGGAUCACGACCCUAGCCCGAGGCUCAGUGACCGACGCCGCUCUGCUGCCCCUCACAGCGGGCGGUGAUUGCAGCGGCCUGGGCAGAAGUGGGAGGUGUUCGGCUCACGGACAGCGAACGUCAGCAGUCAGCUGCUAUAUUUACUGAUCUUUUAUCGUAACUGCUCAUUUAACGCCAUAGUAAUUGCAAUAUCUUUUGUUUGUAAUUGUUUAGCCUUGCUGCAAACCACUCUUUUCACAUCUGUCACUGAUUCCGAGUGUUGCGUAGUGACUGAUUUCCGCGGGACCAGGGGGAGCUCCGUCACGGGACGUGAAUGUGUUGAGAGGCGCCGGCACUCUGGGACACUUUGUCCCAGUACACGCUGCACGGUACUGGUGAUCUGUUAACACGUUUCGGUUCGUUGCAGGAUCUUCUGAAGAUGCUGGUUUAAUCAUUGCCAGGCUGCCGGGGCAGAGGGAAGGGCAUUCCGGCCCAGUGUCCUCGCUGAGGCUGGACUGACCACCAUGGCGAAGUCCUUGUGGAGCAAGUUGAAGUUGUUCCCCCACCGGCGGAACCAGUCCUGCGUGGCUCUGACGAGUGACACGGUCGCCCUGGACUUCGCUGAUGAUGUGGAAGAUGAAGAUGCGCCCACGUUCACCGGUGCAGGUAUCCUGCAGGUGGACGCUUGGGAUCGGCCGAACGGGAGUGCAGAGCUGCCGAGUGUGGUUUGCAACGGGACCGACGAGACGAACACUCGGGAGGAGCUGGCGGCUCUGCGGAAGCCAGAGCUCGGGGGCCAUGGGCUGUACAGUGAGGAGGAAUGCAGUCACUGCGUUAAAAACUCCGAACUGCUCAGACAGAGAACAGUGAAGAGGAAACUGUGGAUCGCUCUUACGCUCUAUGGUUUAUUUACCAUUGGAGAGCUUGUGGGAGGGUGGCUGUCGAACAGCCUGGCGGUUAUGACGGACGCUGUGCACAUGCUGGCCGACGUGUUGGGGAUUGCAGCUUCCUUGGUUGCACUCUAUCUUUCUGCAAGGCCUCCAACCAGCAGGUUCACUUUCGGUUGGCAUCGGUUUGAGGCUCUAGCAGCCAUGCUCAGUGUGUUCCUGAUCUACGCCGUUACCGUCGGCCUGGUGUACGAGGCCGUUCAGAGGACCAUACACCAGGACUUUGAGAUCCACGCCGAUGUGAUGAUCAUCAUUGCAGCCAUUGGAGUCGCCAUCAACCUCAUAAUGGGAUUUUUGCUGAAGCAGUCCACCCAUUCCCAUUCCCACUCUCCUUCGGAAAAGGCUGCCGGAGCGGCUCCCGAGAAGGCUGCCAGACAUGCCGAUCACUCCGGGAAUCUGGCCGUGCGGGCGGCGUUCAUCCACGCUCUGGGAGACGUGGUGCAGAGUGUCGGCGUGCUGGUCGCAGCUUAUAUCAUCCGCUUUAAACCGGCCUACAAGAUCGCCGACCCGAUCUGCACCUACAUCUUCUCCUUUCUCGUUCUGUGCACGACCUUCCGGAUAGUACGCGACACGGCUCUGAUCUUUCUGGAAGGUACUCCUCGGCACCUUGAUGUUGAUCACAUUCGGGAUUCUUUGCUGAAGAUUGAAGAUGUCCACUCUGUUCAGGAUCUGAAUGUGUGGUCACUAACCGUGGGGAAAACAGCAGCUAUCGUUCACUUGAGGCUGGUUGCAGAGGGGACGUCCAGAUGGGAAGAUGUUCAGUGCAAGGCUCGUCACAUCUUGCGGCAUUCCUACGGUAUACACCAGUGUAGUGUGCAGCUGCAGGUCUACAAGGAGUCAUCGGACAGUGUUUGCACCAAAUGUGGGUCCUUGGAUCUUCAGGGACCUGCUCGUUCAAGUUAGUGCCUUCUGUUACAGUUGUCACCAGGACUGCACUUGUGGAAAGCCAGCCGUACUACUGCAACCCAGCAAUGUGCCACCUCCCUCUCUCACUGCCGGACCCCCCCACCCCCAGCUGCUGUUCCUCAGGGAGACUCUGAUCAUGGCCUUUGCCUGUUUUCCCAGGUUCCUGUGGCCAACAGUCAACUUGUCCACUUAACCGUUCAAACUUUUCAUUCAUCACACAGAACUUUAGCUGUUUAUGUGAGACAGCUCAGAGUUUCCAGUGCUGAUCUGAAUCCAAGCAUUGCCGCUUCUUCUGGGGACUAGGAGCGUUGUGGUGAGAUGGUGCUGAAGUCCCUAGCACAGCUCUAGUGGGCAGAAUGGCCUCUAAGGGAAUACUGUGCUGGACUAUUCUACAGGAGCUGAUUGGAGGCUGGGCACUUGAUCAGUGGAGCCAGCUAUUGUGGACAGUGACUGGUAGAGAAUUUCAUACCUCUCCACGUUAACCCUUUCAGCCAUCCUGACAUCUGAGCUCCCAGCGCCUCUGGGUGGGGGCUGAAACCCCAGUUACAGUGUGGCCAGCCCGCAGCAUUGUCUGAGCAGGAGAUGGUUUGCAUUGAGACCCCUCAUUCCCCAGAGGAGCUCGUUCCUUUAAAAUGAACGUUUUAAAUGUAGAUGUGCCAAGAUUCAGCAGAAAAAUUACUUCAAAUCAUGUCAGGAGCACAAGAAAAUCUGCCGAUGCUGGAAAUCCAAAGCAACACGCACAAAAUGCUGGGAGAACUCAGCGGGCCAGGCAGCAUCUAUGGAAAAGAGUGCCAUUGACAUUCCGGGCUGAGACCCUUUGGCAGGUUUGUGAGUGUUGCUUCGAAUCGCGUGCAGCCUUCCGGGAUGGGAUUCAGAAGAUGCAUUCUCAGUUUCCAAUGUUUACCCGUAUCUGUAGAUUAACACCUCGAACAUCUAACCUGUCUGUGCCUGAAACUCAGCCUCUCCAUUCACUGCAGCAAUGAUCUUUUAGCCUUUAAUCUGCUGGGAGAAAUCAGGCCAUUUAAAAAUGUUUUUACUGAGGAGAUACUAACAAACAAGUAAUGAUUUGUACAAUCUGGUAAGACUAUUUUUAUAAUUUAUAUGAAUGUAACUGCAGGGUUUCUGACAGUAUCCAUCACCCUCCACAGCUGUGAAGUUGCAGGACAUGCUGUUGUCCUGUUUAAUCGGCUCUCCUCGGAGUUAAUCAAACAGUGUUGCGCACAAUUCCAGAAGCAGUACAUUGUUGGACAAGUAACAUUGAUAAAGUUCAGCGGUAAUCCCUUUCUGCUGCUCAGAGGGGCGAUCUGGAAUCUCGAUUCACCCCCUUCAGCUGGUCACUGUUGCUACUUUGGUUAGGAUGGCAGUUGCUGUCUGAUACCCAGUCUUCAGAGACCAGCAGUAUGUCACUGGUAAGACCUGAUAUUUCUGCAGGUACCUCGUGCCCGACAGCUUCUCGCAGCCCACGGUCAAACCUGGGCUGCUCGUGCCCGAGGUAUAUUGCUACAAGUUCCCCACUUCUAUUAUUUACCAUCUUCUUCCUUUCUUUCGUCAGUUUAACAGCUAACAUGUCACCUGGAUAUCAUGUAUGUACCUUGAUUGAAUAUUAAUAUUGUAACAAUAAAACCAUCUGCGGUAUCGUA
Mobula hypostoma (lesser devil ray) is the source of this 3612-nucleotide messenger RNA. It is a transcript of the gene slc30a4, whose product is annotated as solute carrier family 30 member 4. The transcript is spliced from 7 exons. The record is from RefSeq and is a predicted model, not a curated record. Lineage: Eukaryota; Metazoa; Chordata; Chondrichthyes; Myliobatiformes; Myliobatidae. Bases 644 to 1969 code for a protein of 441 amino acids. Gene Ontology annotation, cellular component: plasma membrane. Gene Ontology annotation, biological process: zinc ion transmembrane transport; response to zinc ion. Gene Ontology annotation, molecular function: zinc ion transmembrane transporter activity.